AUGGCAAACUCCGCGAAUCAUUCAGAAACCGGCGAUACAAACCAGGGAUCGGCACCACAGCAUGUGCUUGGGAUUCCUCGCCCUCCCUCCGUGGGAGGUAUUUCAUCCCGAGUGACGGAUGAAGAUGGAGAGCGAACAGCGUCCUAUACGUCACGUCCAGCUCCGCACCAGUCGCGAUCCUCUGUCUCUCGACGUGCUCCGCCCCAAACACGAAAUUCCAUCAAUGCGCCUAACCAGUUGACCAGCAGGCCUGGUAGCUCAGGGAGUCGCCUGAGUAGAUCGCAUAUCCCGUCUCUAACAGCGCAAGGUUUCUUUCGACCCAUGAGCUCGCAACGAUUGCAGGCACACCGAGGAACACGUCCUGUGACUAAAGGGACGGUUUCAUCCACCGACGACUGGCCAGAACAAGGGAGCCAGAACCGAACAAGCUUGGUGUCCAACAGCACGGUUCAACAAGGAUCUCUGCCUCUGACUGAUAUGGAAGUCCCACCAUCCCGAGGAACAGAAUUCACAGAUCCUAUCAUUCCAGACCGCAAUACCUCAAACGCCAGUCCCACUGGUAACACCACGGUCCGGAGUCUAGGUGAAAGCGUUAGGCUUCUGCGGGAUCGAGACCAAAAGGGGAAACCCCAACAUCUUAACUUGGGCGCCAACUAUACAGGGCAUGCCGGGCAAGAUGUACAACCAAAAUCACCUCUUUCAUUCCUCUCAUUACAAAAUCGGGGCGCAGGACACAAUGAUAACCGGGGAAAUCAAGGUCAUGAACAUCUCUCCUCUGCUGGGUCCUCCCCGGGUCCUCUCGAUAUCAAGAAGCCCCAGCUACCAGAAACGAAUUUGGGCAAAAACUAUGAGUAUUUUCUUGGGAACACACUCUUCUGCGGCGGGGGUCGAUUCCAAAACUCGCGAGACAAGCCUGUCAAUAUUGCGACAGGGCUUUUGGUCGUCGUACCCUCGGCGUUAUUCUUUGGUUUCUCGGCCCCUUGGCUGUGGCAUAAUAUCUCUCCUGCUAUUCCCAUAGUGUUUGCUUACAUCUUCUACGUCUGUUUCUCGUCUUUUGUGCAUGCGUCCGUCGUUGAUCCUGGAAUUAUGCCUCGGAAUGUGCAUCCUAUGCCUCAUCCAGAUUCUUCGAGCGAUCCUCUGGCCCUUGGUCCACCCACAAACGAUUGGGUCAUGGUCAAACUUGCUACUUCCGAUGUGGCCGCCAUGGAUGUGCCAGUGAAAUACUGCAAAACAUGCAACAUUUGGCGCCCACCUCGUUGCUAUCAUUGCCGUGUAUGCAACAAUUGUGUGGAAACCCUCGACCACCAUUGCGUGUGGCUCAACAAUUGCGUUGGUCGCCGAAACUACCGCUAUUUCUUUACUUUCGUCAGCUCUUGCACCCUCUUGGCACUCUUUUUGAUCGGUGCUAGUCUCGCCCAUAUCUUGGUCUACAUGUCUCGAGAAAACAUAUCAUUUGGAGCUGCAAUCUCCAAGUGGAGAGUGCCUUGGGCCAUGGUAAUCUACGGUUUAGUCGCAGUGCCAUACCCUACAUCGCUUUGUGCCUACCAUCUCUUCCUAGUCGGCCGUGGUGAAACCACGAGAGAAUAUCUCAACUCGCACAAGUUUGCCAAGGCUGACCGGCAUCGACCCUUCACCCAAGGAAAUAUCCUUCAGAAUUGGAUUGCUGUCCUUGGACGUCCUCGGCCUCCUACCUACAUGCAAUUGAAGCAGCGGUACGAAGAUGGCGAUCAACGCUUUGAUUCCCAAAAACGCAAGUAUCGCGUUCCAGAUGUCGACUCCCAAGACAUUGAAAUGCAGCAUGUCGGUCAUCAACAAGGUUAG
Molecule: messenger RNA, 1821 nt
Organism: Penicillium paradoxum
Lineage: Eukaryota; Fungi; Ascomycota; Eurotiomycetes; Eurotiales; Aspergillaceae
Gene: erf2
Product: palmitoyltransferase ERF2
Exons: 3
Coding region: 1-1821 (606 amino acids)
Biological process (GO): protein targeting to membrane; peptidyl-L-cysteine S-palmitoylation
Cellular component (GO): endoplasmic reticulum; Golgi apparatus
Molecular function (GO): protein-cysteine S-palmitoyltransferase activity
Source: RefSeq, a predicted model, not a curated record